ACACGCCGUCUCAGAGAGUCCAGUUCAUCCUCGGGACGGAGGACGGAGACGAGGAGCACAUCCCCCACGACCUGUUCACCGAGCUGGACGAGCUCGCCUUCAGAGACGGAGACUUCCAGGAGUGGAGGGAGACGGCCAGGUGGCUGAAGUUUGAGGAGGACGUAGAAGACGGUGGUGAACGUUGGAGUAAACCGUACGUGGCCACGCUGUCCCUCCACAGUCUGUUUGAGCUGCGUUCCUGCAUCCUGAACGGCACCGUGCUGCUCGACAUGAGGGCCAACGCCAUCGAGGAGAUCGCAGACAUGGUGAUUGACAGCAUGCUGGCGUCGGGUCAGCUGGAGGAGGGCGUUCGAGAGAAGGUGAGGGAGGCCAUGUUGAGACGUCACCACCAUCAGAACGAGAAGAAGCUGAGCAACCGAAUCCCGCUGGUUCGAUCCUUCGCUGACAUAGGCAAGAAACACUCCGACCCCCAUUUACUGGACCGCAACGUUGCCAGGCAGCCAAUCAGAAACAGGUAUUUUCUCUCGCGCUUACAUGGGGAACAGCAGGAAGCCACUGAAGGUGCUGUGGUGGUUGCUGUUGUCCCAGAUGUGAGUGUCCUGCCACAGCACCAUCUUCAGCCUGUCGCCCUGCUCCAGCAGCAAGGCGGCGCCGUUGGACGCCGUGUCGCUGCCCUCACCGGACGACUGCUCGUGGACGAUCAGCUGGAUCUCAAGGUCGUUCUUGUAAAGAACGGCACUCAUGGGGAAGUUGGUGGGGCUGUUGGAGGUGAAACGGAUGUAGUAGACUCCACGAAUCGUGACUAUGGUCUGUGCUACCUGUCCCUGCGGACCAGUAUCGGACUCUGGACUGCCUUCCUCUGCCUGCUGCUGGUCGCCACCGACGCCAGCUCUUUAGUCUGCUACAUCACCCGUUUCACUGAGGAGGCCUUCGCUGCCCUCAUCUGCAUCAUCUUCAUCUACGAGGCCCUGGAGAAGCUGGUCCACCUCGGGGAGGUCUACCCCAUCAACAUGCACAGCCAGCUGGACAACCUCACCUUCUACACGUGUCAGUGUUCUCCGCCUGCCAACGCCUCAGCUGAAGUCCUGCAGAUGUGGAGCGCCAUAAACGGGACGUCAGAAAACAUCCAGUGGGACCAGCUGACUGCAAAGGAAUGUGUGGAUUUACACGGGGAGUUUGUCGGCUCGGCCUGCAGCCACGACGGCCCCUACGUCCCCGACGUCCUCUUCUGGUCCGUCAUCCUCUUCUUCACCACCUUCUUCCUCUCAUCCUUCCUCAAACAGUUCAAGACCAAGAGAUACUUCCCCACCAAGGUUCGAUCGACCAUCAGUGACUUCGCCAUCUUUCUGACCAUCAUGAUCAUGGUGUUAGUGGAUUAUCUGGUGGGAGUUCCCUCGCCCAAACUCAACGUACCCGACCGCUUCGAGCCCACGUCGAACACUCGAGGGUGGCUGAUCUCCCCGCUGGGUCCGAACCCCUGGUGGACGCUGCUGGCCGCCGCCGUCCCUGCUCUGCUCUGCACCAUCCUCAUCUUCAUGGACCAGCAGAUCACCGCCGUCAUCGUCAACAGGAAGGAGAACAAACUUAAGAAAGGUUGUGGCUACCACCUGGACCUGCUGGUGGUGGCGGUGAUGCUGGGCGUGUGCUCCAUCAUGGGCCUGCCGUGGUUUGUAGCGGCGACUGUGCUCUCCAUCUCCCACGUCAACAGUCUGAAGCUGGAGUCGGAGUGCGCGGCGCCGGGGGAGCAGCCGAAGUUCCUGGGCAUCAGGGAGCAGAGAGUCACCGGGUUCAUGAUCUUCAUCCUGAUGGGCUGCUCCGUCUUCAUGACCUCCGCCCUCAAGUUCAUCCCGAUGCCUGUCCUGUACGGAGUCUUCCUCUACAUGGGAGUGUCCUCGCUCAGAGGCAUUCAGCUGUUUGACCGCAUCAAACUGUUCGGCAUGCCGGCCAAACACCAGCCAGACCUGAUCUACCUGCGCUACGUCCCCCUGUGGAAGGUCCACAUCUUCACUGUGGUGCAGCUGUCCUGCCUCAUCGUCCUCUGGACCAUCAAGGCCUCGGCCGCCGCUGUUGUCUUCCCCAUGAUGGUUCUGGCUCUGGUGUUCAUCCGGAAGCUUCUGGAUUUCUGCUUCACCAAGAGAGAGCUGAGCUGGCUGGACGACCUGAUACCGGAGAGCAAGAAGAAGAGGGACGACGACAAGAAGAAGAAGGAGAAGGAGGAAGCUAGGCGGAUGCUGGAGGAGGCCGAGGACGAUCUGCCGUACAACGGAGGGAACGUCAUCGACUUCCCGAUCAAAACCCUGAAAGGACGCGUGGACCCAUCAGAGGUCAACAUCUCGGAUGAAAUGGCCAAAAGCGGCAUUUGGAAAUCCAUGAACUCUGAAAGCAGCAAAGCUCUGAAACGCAGCAACAGCCAGGAGAAGCUUUCGAGCAUCCAGAUAAACGUGGAGAACGAGGACGGUCGGAGAGUCGUGGACGCUGAGACAUCGCUAUGAUCCACCGGCGGGCAUUGGUGGGGAC
Messenger RNA from Morone saxatilis (striped sea-bass), 2517 nucleotides. RefSeq names its product sodium bicarbonate cotransporter 3-like. Gene Ontology annotation, molecular function: sodium:bicarbonate symporter activity; solute:inorganic anion antiporter activity; monoatomic anion transmembrane transporter activity. Gene Ontology annotation, cellular component: plasma membrane; basolateral plasma membrane; apical plasma membrane. Lineage: Eukaryota; Metazoa; Chordata; Actinopteri; Moronidae. Gene Ontology annotation, biological process: monoatomic anion transport; bicarbonate transport; regulation of intracellular pH. The record is from RefSeq and is a predicted model, not a curated record.